This is a messenger RNA of Puntigrus tetrazona (Sumatra barb), 2127 nucleotides long. RefSeq names its product pyridine nucleotide-disulphide oxidoreductase domain 1 (gene pyroxd1). Gene Ontology annotation, molecular function: flavin adenine dinucleotide binding; oxidoreductase activity. NCBI's taxonomy places the organism in Eukaryota, Metazoa, Chordata, Actinopteri, Cypriniformes, Cyprinidae. The record is from RefSeq and is a predicted model, not a curated record.
CAACGCUCUCCGUAGUCCGCCGAAAAAGGUAAACACGGAAGUCCAAUGACUAAAUAUAGCGUGGAUGAGAUUGCUCUUACUGCGCGUCUUUUUAGUGAUUCGCUUGAGUAUAAAUAUCGACUAAGCGUAAAAACAGACAAACAGCUAUUUUAUUAAGUGUGCUGAAGUUCAAUGGCUUCAGUUAAGCGAGUCGCGUUCGUGGUCGUCGGCGGAGGAAUCGCCGGGGUAACUUGCGCCGAACAGAUCGCGUCGCAGCUCUCAUCGGACGAGGUUUACCUUCUGACCGCAUCGCCCUUAGUAAAGACGGUUACAAAUUUCAAACAGGUGUCGAAGACGUUGGAAGAGUUUGAAGUCGAGGAACAGCCGUCCAGCGUUUUAGAAGAAAAGCACCCCAACUUGAAAGUCCUGCGGUCCGCAGUCAGACUCCUGCGAGCUGAAGAGCACCUUUUGCUAGCGGAGAACGGCCAGACGUUCCGUUACAAAAAGCUGUGCAUCUGCAGCGGAGCCAAACCCAAGCUUCUCGCCCGGGGUGACCCUCGUGUGCUGGGCAUUCGAGACACGGACAGCGCUCGGGAGUUUCAAAAGCGGUUGUCGAAGGCUAAAAGGAUAGUUGUCGUUGGCAAUGGAGGAAUCGCAUUAGAAUUGGUGUACGAAGUCGAAGGCUGUGAAGUGAUCUGGGCUGUAAAGGACAAAGCCAUAGGAAACACGUUCUUCGGCGGAGCUGCUCAGUUUCUCAUUCCCUCACUGGAGGCUGACCAAAAAGAAAGAUCUUUGCCAUGCAAGAGAGCACGCUACACGACGGACAAGACUGGAGCAGGCCACAGCGGGGCUUCAGGAGAGCUUGGUAGUGCCUUGGGUCCAGAUUGGCACGAAGGGAUUGAACUAAGAGGAACAGUGCAGAAUUCCAGUGGAGUUCAUAUAGAAUAUGAGUGCGAGGUUGACAGGAUCUACACCCAACAAGAGUUUGCGGAGUCUAAGCCCGACACACAGAAUUCGGAAUUAGGGUUGUGGCCGGCGUAUGUUCGGUUAACCAAUGGGAAGAUCUAUGGCUGUGAUUUCGUUGUCAGUGCAACAGGCGUCGUCCCAAACACUGAGCCUUUUCUCAGUGGCAACAAUUUUGAAUUGGCGGGAGAUGGUGGUCUGAGAGUGGACGAUCACAUGCGGACGUCUGAGCAGGAUGUGUAUGCGGCUGGAGAUGUGUGUUCUGCUGGCUGGGAGCCCAGCGCUCUCUGGCAACAGAUGCGACUGUGGACUCAAGCGCGUCAGAUGGGCUGGUACGCGGCGCGCUGCAUGGCCGCGGAUGUGCUGGAGAAGCCUAUAGAGCUGGACUUCUGCUUCGAGCUCUUUUCACACAUCACCAGAUUCUUCAACUACAAGGUGGUUUUGCUAGGGAAGUAUAACGCUCAGGGAUUGGGUCAGGACCAUGAGCUUCUUGUGCGCUGUACAAAAGGCCAGGAAUACGUGAAGGUGGUCCUGACCGGGGGCCGAAUGGUGGGAGCCGUUCUUAUCGGAGAGACGGACCUGGAAGAAACGUUCGAGAACCUCAUUCUCAACCAAAUGGACUUAUCCCGAUACGGCGCGGAGCUUCUUAAUCCUAAUAUUGACAUCGAAGACUACUUCGACUGAAUCGUUCUGGUCAGUCAGCGACAAAGAAGACGAUUCAUUUAUUUUUUAAAGCCGCACCACGUAAUUUAUGUUCAAAAAUAAUCAUUUCUUUCAAUCACCAAUCGUACGCUGGCAUUGCUCGGUAACAAGAAGUCCCACCUUUGAGGCGACGCUGUCAUGCUGAGAAGGCAAAUAAACCCAUUGCGAUUUUUGUUUGAAAAAUAAGCACUUCCUGUUACCUGAAAAGGCAUUUUGGGAUCAACAUCCUCCCAGUGUGCCGGAAGGAGAAUUCUCAUCACAUUUGCAUCUGUUACGCAAAACGUAUGCAAGGUUGGUUUCUCUUUCUCUGUUUGAUUAAAAAGGGUUAGACAUUAAGGGUUAGACAUCUAGGGUUAGACAUUAAAUCAACUCUCUCAACUCAUUAACUCAACCUUGUAGUACCAGUACCAUGGUGUGUCUGUGUCCACAUAUUCAACUUCUGAACCAGACAUCAGAGAAGAAGAAUUUUAGCUGAAAACUCAA